Molecule: messenger RNA, 679 nt
Organism: Mauremys reevesii (Reeves's turtle)
Lineage: Eukaryota; Metazoa; Chordata; Testudines; Geoemydidae
Product: zinc finger protein RFP-like
Exons: 4
Molecular function (GO): zinc ion binding
Source: RefSeq, a predicted model, not a curated record
AUGGCUGCUGCAAAUCCAGCAAAAAGUCUCCAGGAUGAACUGACCUGUUCCAUCUGUCUGGACUAUUUUAAAGAGCCGGUGUCUCUAGACUGUGAUCACAAUUUCUGCCGAGCCUGCAUCACCCAGUGCUGGGGGGUAUUCGCUACUGAUAUCUCCUGCCCUCAGUGCAGAGAGAUCUUUCCCCAGAGGAACCUCAGGCUGAACAGGCAGCUCAGGAAUGUUGUGGAAGCAGCCAGAGAACUUGGGUUGCAGACAGGGAGGGAACCAGAACCAGAGAGACUGUGUGCGAAACACAAGGAGCCUCUAAAACUGUUCUGCAAAGAGGACAAAAUCCCCAUCUGCCUGGUGUGUGACAGAUCCCAGGAGCACAGAGAUCACACAGUCAUUCCUGCAAAGGAAGCUGCCGAAGAAUUCAAGGAGAAGAUUCAAGCCCAUUUGAAGACGCUGAAGGAAGAGAGAGAAACGCUCCUGGGAUUUAAAGUGAGCGGAGAGAAGAGAAGCCAGGAAUAUCUGAGAAAUACACAAACCGAGAGGCAGAAGAUUGUGUCUGAAUUUCAGCAACUGUCUGUGAAGGGGAAGUUCCAGCAGCCAGAGGAGAUUUCUCCUAAGUUAGAAUUAAGACUCAGUGAUUUCUACCAGAAAACUGUUGCUCUCAUGGAGACUCUCAGGAAGUUCAAAG